Molecule: messenger RNA, 1241 nt
Organism: Pipra filicauda (Wire-tailed manakin)
Lineage: Eukaryota; Metazoa; Chordata; Aves; Passeriformes; Pipridae
Gene: JMJD8
Product: jumonji domain containing 8
Exons: 9
Coding region: 1-789 (262 amino acids)
Cellular component (GO): cytoplasm
Source: RefSeq, a predicted model, not a curated record
AUGGCGGCGCGGCUGCUCCCGCUGCUCCCGCUGCUGCUGCGCUGGGCCCGGCCCGUCCAGGGCACCGCCCCGCCGGGCGGCGGAUGGCUGGCGGGCUCGGUGCCGGAGGAGGAGCGCUGCACCGUGGAGCGGGUCGAUGCCUCCCUCACAUACUCCCUCUUCCUGCAGCGGUUCGCCUUCUCCCGGCCGGUGAUCCUCGGCGGGGUCACGGACAACUCGGCGUUCCGAGCCCUGUGCACCCGGGAGAAGCUGCUGGCGGCGUUCGGGCCGCUCCCGGUGCGGCUCAGCACGGCCAACACCUACUCGUACCGCAAAGUGGAUGUGCCGUUCCAGGAGUACGUGGAGCGGCUGCUGCAGCCGCAGGACCCGGCCCGGCUGGGCAGUGACACCCUGUACUUCUUCGGCGACAACAACUUCACCGAGUGGGGCCCCCUGUUCCAACACUACGUGCCCCCUCCGUUCCGCAUCCCGGGCACCAGCCCUGCCUACAGCUUCGGGAUCGCAGGCUCAGGCUCCGGUGUUCCCUUUCACUGGCACGGCCCCGGUUUCUCCGAGGUGAUUUUUGGCAGGAAGCGCUGGUUCCUGUACCCCCCGGAUAAAACCCCCCACUUCCACCCCAACGAGACGACGCUGGCCUGGCUCCAGCACACGUACCCCACGCUGCCCCCUGCCCAGCGCCCGCUCGAGUGCACCCUGCGCCCCGGGGAGGUCCUGUACUUCCCUGACCGCUGGUGGCACGCGACACUCAACCUGGACACCAGUGUCUUCAUCUCCACCUUCCUUGGGUAGGGCCAGGAAGGACAAGGAUGUGUCACCAUCAUCCUGGACACGGCAGGAAUUCCUGCCACCCUCAGGGAAAGGCAACUGGUUUGGGGACCAACUGCCUGAGAAAGUUCUGGUUUUUACUGGUCUUUUUCCUCCCCCUUGGAUUAAAGUUGUUCUACUGUAGCCAUUGUGUGUUGCUACAUCCCCCCUCCCACUGGCUCCCGAGCCAGGAUAUCCCCAGAAAUCACUGCUGUGAACCACUUCAGCUCCUUUUCCACAUUUAUUGCUGAUUUUUUUUUAAUUAUUUUUAUAUAUAUAUAUUUUUUAAUGGACAUUGGCAAACUUCCAGGGGGUGCUCAAAAAGCCAGGCAGGCUGUGGGCCGACCAAAAUGCUGGAACCUCAGUUGGAUACAGAUUUGUUGGUUAUUUUUUGUGGUGUUUUUUAAGGGAUUUAAUUAAAGGAGUAAGAACCUUAA